CUUCAAGAUCUACAGCGAGCCACAGUUUUUUUAACUCUCCCUUUCAUUAUCGUUUUCUCUCUUUCUUCAACCAUCCUGUCCGAUAAUGCUCUCCGUAGACGGUCCCAAGAUUGUCCGUCAGAUUCGCUGUAUAUUGACAGCAAUGUCCUCCAAGGUCCAUGCGAAACGGGAAACGCCUUCUCUGAUAGCCCCCGCACAUCAUUCAUUCAUUCACCCGCACUCGACCUUCCAUAUCUACCAACGGAAAUAUGGCUCAUGAUUCUGCGCGAAGCCACAACCAUGAACUCAGACCCCCUCGAUAUCUCCCUUGGUCUAUCAUUUUUGGAAACCACCUGCGAAGUCUCAGAAUACCACGCCUCCAUGAAGAUCAAGCGGGACCUAUCGCUUGUAAGCAAAAUGUGGAAUAAAUACAUGCAGGAGUACCUAUACGAGUUUGUUUGGAUCAGUCGAGCCAGCCAAGCAAAAGCGCUCGCACUCACCUUACUCACACAAUUUAUCGAGGGUAAGCCCUCCAGCGGCAACUACAUUCGCCGAUUACACAUGGAAACGCCCGUCCUCAUGCGGUGCGCUACGGAUGAUAUCCGUACCAUUCUUGAUUACGCCCCCCAUCUCGUCAUCUAUUCUGAUCAUCACUCUGUGCGAUGCAUGCGGUAUUCAGAGUUUAUUGAUGUGCGCUGUUCCCCGGAACAGAUGGUUUCUGUUCUUGCAAAUUCGAAUAGCAAGCUCCGCAAACUCUCUCUUACCAACUAUAGUGAUGACCCCUUCCCAAAACAUGUGUCGCCGCUCCUCCGGCGCACUGCAGCUAACCUCGAAUACCUGGAACUUUCAUCAUCCACUAUACCCCUCGUUUCUGGUCACCUCUUCGCAUCAAAAUCCCCCAUCGUUUCCCUUCCUGUACUUCAAUCCCUCAAACUGACCCUCGAUAACACAACCUUUGCGGUACUUGCGGCAUGGGACAUGCCAAAUCUGCGAAAUGUCUCUGUAGUCUCUUCAGAUUUUGGCUACGCAGGACCCGGGUUCGCUUACUUCUUUGCCGCACAUGGCAAAAAACUACACCAGUUGGAACUGGGACACUCUUCUUCGCUCGUCGUCGAACACUACCUCUCACUUCAUCCUCGGCCUGUACAACAUAUUCCACUAGCAGAGUGGUGCCCCAAUCUCAAAGAGUUCAUCUGUUCAGCGGAUGCAGAGUGGAGCUGGCAGAAUCCAGAUUGGAUAGCUCCACACGUCCUCCUUCCUGGGCACAAAAGCCUGGAAUUCAUUGGCAUCCGAGAUAUCGAUAAGCGCCUCAUGGAUGACGCAUAUGCUUUCCCUGCUGACAGGGAAGAUGAGGCGCCAUUUUUCCCAUUGGUGGAGCAAAUCUCGUCGCUACUCUUCAAUGACGCCUUCCCGUCUUUACGGUACAUCCGUGACUUGAGCCGGGGAUCCCAUUCGAUGCGCGUCGGACAACGUCCCGAGACGCGAAUCUUGAAAUUCUGGGCCAAGAUUCUUGCCCGUUGUGGUGAGCGGCAGGUCUGGCUCGAGGAUUUCCGAGGCGUCAACAUUACGUUACGGGAUCUGAAACGGGCAGGACUUGACCGUAUAGGAGGUGCUGGCACUCUUGUCUAGUGUUUUUUUAUUCCCUUUACUUCUGUGCUUUCUACAUGCAUACCCUCCUUAUCUUCCGUUCUGCGUCACUAUCUAUCUGCGUCACUGUCCGUCUAUCACUGUAUCAAAAACCCGUACAUGCAUUCUUCAUUCACCCCAUAACCACACAUACUGCGAAUACCAUAGCACUAGUUUCUCGGUCCUCUUCAUUUUUUUCUACCCAUUCUACAUCCCUCUUCGGGCUCCCAGCAUCCGUGCGCGCAUACCUCGUGGAGUUGGACGCCUUUCUGUCGGACAGUCUCUCAUUUCCAUUUCCAUUUUCUUGGUCUAGGGUCUUCGAUGACUGUAGCAUUACCACCGCAUCACAUCACAUCGUACAUACUAUCAUACGCUCGUUUCGUCGUCAUUCGUUCUUCACUCUCUUUCCUGGUUGGUUUUGGAUGCAUCUUUGUGGCCUAUAUCAUGUAGAAGGAUGGAAAUGACAAUUUUUUGGAGAAUGUUU
This is a messenger RNA of Suillus fuscotomentosus, 2089 nucleotides long. RefSeq lists its product as uncharacterized. The record is from RefSeq and is a predicted model, not a curated record. Bases 256 to 1608 code for a protein of 450 amino acids. NCBI's taxonomy places the organism in Eukaryota, Fungi, Basidiomycota, Agaricomycetes, Boletales, Suillaceae. The transcript has 2 exons.